This is a messenger RNA of Hyalella azteca, 1997 nucleotides long. RefSeq names its product histone-lysine N-methyltransferase ASH1L. Lineage: Eukaryota; Metazoa; Arthropoda; Malacostraca; Amphipoda; Hyalellidae. Gene Ontology annotation, cellular component: nucleus. The record is from RefSeq and is a predicted model, not a curated record. Gene Ontology annotation, molecular function: protein binding; histone methyltransferase activity.
ACAUUUUUUACGACGUGAAGCCGAGCCCUUGCGCUGCUGAGAGCCAGCCCUGCAACUGCCGGCGCCCUCAGGACGCCGCGGCGCUGGGUUGUGGCGACGACUGCAUCAACCGCAUGAUGUUCAUUGAGUGCAGCCCUCAAACCUGCCCCAUUGGUGACCGUUGCUCAAACCAACGUAUCCAGAGGCACCAGAGCCUUAGCUGCCUCAUGCGCUUCAUGACUCCCAACAAAGGCUGGGGCAUUAAAGUCACGCAGCCCAUCAAGACAGGGACUUUCAUUCUUGAGUAUGUGGGGGAAGUGGUGAGCGAGAAGGAGUUCAAACUUAGGAUGCAGACAACCUACGCCAACGACACCCAUCAUUACUGUCUUAAUCUUGACCGCGGUCUUGUGAUAGAUGGCCACCGUAUGGGCGGCGAUUGCCGUUUCGUUAAUCAUUCGUGUGAACCUAAUUGUGAGAUGCAGAAGUGGGGAGUGAACGGCCAGUACAGGAUGGCUCUGUAUGCCCUGCAAGACAUUCCCAGUAGCACGGAGCUUACUUAUGACUAUAACUUCUCUCUUUUCAACCCGGCUGAGGGACAGGAGUGCAAGUGUGGUUCAGAGAAUUGUCGUGGUGUCAUAGGAGGCAGAUCUCAACGAGUUAACGGCCAGCUGGUGGACAGCAAACGCAAGGCAUUGGCUCUCAGCAAGAAGGAUCUUGCGCUUAGAAAACGCAAACGCACCGCCACUUCUUGUGGUACCUUGGAAGCUGACACUAGCUUUGGCCAAGGCCUGAAGAGCACCAUGGCUGCUUUCAAACCCUUAACUCCACAACAUAAAUCAUUUGUCCUCGAACACAGUUGCUUCCUCAUACGCAACCUUAAUAAGUUCAGAAGAACCAAGGAGAGACUUGCUAAAGGUCCCGAGAAAAAAUCCGAAGCAGAAUUUGACGGCGUUGUGGCCGAAGAGGCAGUUGGUAAUCCUGCCACUAACACUUCUGCGUCCCAUAGCGAUCUUGGAGUAGCAGCUGCUGAACUCCCGCUCGAUCCCGACGAUGAGACCAACAGCCGCGUUGAAAAAUUCCUCACUCACUUCACUGCUUUAAACACCGCCCGUUCUGUCAAAACUCGACGACUUGCUCAAGCUGAGGAUGAUCCAGAGAUGACGAGACUCGCCAAACUUGCACAAAUCUUCAAGGAUAUUUACGAUAAGUUAGUAGCUUCCAGAGACCCGGUGGAGGACAAGCCUCUUGCGUCUCCAUUCAUGAGUUUGCCUUCCAAAAAGAAGCAUCCUAACUACUAUGUGAGGGUCGGCGAGCCCAUUGAUCUCACUAUGAUCGAGAAAAACAUACUGACUGGGACGUACAAAACAGCCGAGUCUUUCGACAGUGACGUGAUGCGACUGUUUCAUAACAGUUUACGGUACUUCGGACGCAACACACCCACGGGACGUCUUGCUGUGGGACUGCGGCGUGUUUACAGCGAGUGCAAGCUUCAGUUUAAGCCGCUGCUUGAGGAGGUGCUGGGGCCAGACGGUCUGCCUGCGCCCUUUGCAGUCUCCCCAUCGAGCGAAGCCUGCGAGUCGGACGAUGAAGACAUCAUUCGUUGCGUGUGCAACAUGCCGCGCGACGAAGGUCUCAUGAUCCAGUGCGAGCGCUGCCUCGUGUGGCAACAUUGCGACUGCAUGGGCGUGAGAGGAGCACACGGGUCGUCCCCUUCAAAGUCUCCUAAAGUCAAGCUGGAAUCUCUGGGAGAUCAUGACGCCGCUGAGGCUUCUCAUCUGCCUUCAGGAGGAAGCGACCAGUACCUUUGCGAAGAAUGCUCACCUCGGCGGGUGUCGCCUGAGGUGCCCAUGACUCCCCAGCCACCCGACGCUCCCUCCACUGACAAAUACUUCAUCAGUCUCCUCAGAGAUGGACUUCAGGUCAAACAAGGCGAUAGCGUGUACAUCCUGCGGGACCGUCCCCCCCACCGCCCUGGCGAGCGCCACCAGCCCGCCUACCGCAGCGCCAAAGACACCAAG